AACACUUGCUGCCCUUCCAAGCCUCUUCUUCCUGAGUGUUGUCUUCUCAUUGUGACUGUUUGCAAAAGCUGCUUGGAUGUACAUAUUUUAUUUUAUUUUACUGGUAUACCGGUUCAUGAAUGCAUCAUGCCUUAUCCCAACAUAAGAUGCCUCCUUCAAUGUUUUUUUUCCUUUUUGUUGUUAAGGGGCAAACAACAAUCUGCUGUUUGUUUCAUCAUUCAGAAUAAAUGGACUGGUACACAUACUGUACAUUGAAUGAUAGAGCUGUCUUGUCAGUUACUUCUGCUAUUUUCUUUACUGUUGGGUAUCUCAUUCAAUGUAACCUUUUCUUUUAGAUCACCUGAGCCAUGAUUGUUCACCAAUGCCUUUUUUAGGCCUGCUAUUGCAUGUCAUCACUAAUUGGAGGCAUUCAUGGAUGGGUUUUUUUAGCCUGAAGCAAUUGCAACUGUUGACCGCCAGUGGGUGCUAUUUCUCUGCACUCUGACGUUGCUGGUAUUGAUACACAGCUUUUCCCUUUUACGGUAGAGUUUUGUUUAUGUUCUCCUGUAUAUUUCUGGAUUAGAAAAAGAUUUAAUAUGAUUUCGUUUGGAAAAACAGGCCCCGAAAGGCAACUUGCACAUCAAUGUCAGCAUUUCAUUUUCCAAUACCAAGCUGGAGAGCCAGGAUCCAAAGGAAGAUGAGAGACUGAUUAAUCUGUAAAUGUGGUUUUCCCUCAUCCUCCUUUUCCCUUCUUGGGUGGUUCAUGUAAGCAGUCUGCCUCCAAGCAUGCAUCCUGAUCAAAAGCAGUGUAGAGAGGUGUGAUCUCAGGAGCACCCAAAGGGAGCACCUUCAAAAAGAGCUAAGAACAUCAGCUCCCUGCUCCAUUACUAUAUUUGUACGUGUUUUUCAAACACUUGGCCAGUUGCUGCUUCUCUGUCCAGUUUACAUUCUUAAUACUUAAACAGGCUGAGGGCCCAGGAAUGUGUGACUUGUGUUCCCCCCUCGCCGCCGUUUUAUUCACUCCUAAAUAAAAUCGAGAUAAAUAAUCCACCUUAAAUCUCGCCUCAGUGAUGGAGUCAACACCUGAAGAGGCACCCGUUGUGCGCGUGACCAGCGAGAGACUUUCUUCCAUUGAGGAUGAGGAAGUUCUUAACAAGAUGAUGGACAACGCUGCUGAUUUUGAGGAGCGGCGACUCAUCCGUGCUGCGUUGAGGGACCUGCUCAAGAAAAAGAGAGAAAUCGCCUCCAUGUCUUCUCAAGACAAACGUGAGCAGGAGCGAGCGUCCCGGCAGCAGGACUUGAGGCAGCAGCAGGGCCUGAGCAAAAGAGGCGGAGGUGGAGGAGUUGCUGGCAUAGGACGAGCAGCCAUGAACCAGCAGCCUACAACACAGAGCCAACCUGCCGCCUCUGUGACAGCAGGAGGCAAGGCAGGUCCAACUCAAGCCACCAGCCAGAAAUGUCCCUCCUCUGCAGUCCCCAAUGCUAAAAAUGUCAAACAGAUGCUUCUGGACUGGUGCAGAGCCAAAACAGAACCAUAUGAGGGGGUGGACAUCCAGAACUUCUCCUCCAGCUGGAAAGACGGCAUAGCUUUCUGCGCCUUGGUACACCGCUUCUUCCCUGACGCCUUCGAGUACUCCGUCCUGAACCCUUACAAGCCUAGAGACAACUUUCAGCUGGCGUUCAGCACAGCAGAGAGGCUAGCAGGCUGCCCCCCUCUGCUGGACCCUGAAGACUUAGUUGGGAUGAAGGAGCCAGACUGGAAGUGCGUGUACACGUACAUUCAGGAAUUCUACCGCUGCCUGGUUGAAAAAGGCCUGGUUAAAACCAAAAAGCGUGCAUAGGCUCACUGGAUGACAAGUACCAACCGCCAUGAUCAAUACAUAAUCUAUACAUUAGCAUUACAUAGGAGAAGAUGACAACAUAUUUACACUGUUUGUGUGCCAUCAUGUAAAAUACAGCACACUUUCCAUUGCAGAUGCAGUAUUUGAAGGUACUAUAAAGAAAGAAAGCUUCACGCAUAAAGUAAUUACUAUCGUGGUUGGUUUGUCAAUGUGUGUGAUUGAAAUGAAGGUGAGAUCAUGACCUUAUCAGCAUCAUUAACCCACAGACACUAACAGAAUAACCAGAGAAGCUGCAUUUGUGGCAUUUGGCCACUAGAUGGCAGCUAGUAACAGUAAGUACAAUAUAAUGUGAUCAAUAUAUGAGAAAUGACUAUUGUUUUAUUAUAUCUGUAGCUUGCAGUUGUUUCAAUAUUUUGGUUCCCUCAUUUAGAAGGGUGGGACGAAAUAUUAGCGACAGCUCUCACUUGUGGCAAUAUGCAGUUCUUGAGAGUGGAAUAAAGUGAAAUAUAGCACGUGGUAAUGAAUGAUUUCUAGACUAUUUCAUUGAACGGGACAAAAAUGCCACAAAUGAUUUUUGUACAAAUGUAUAAAAAAAUAAUAGGUGAAAAAGAUGAGUUUCAAAAUGUAUGAAGUUAUAUUUUAUUAUAUAAUACGAUGCACCAUGAAUAUAGAUUCAUAUUUUUAAUUUAUUUUGAUAUGUUU
Dunckerocampus dactyliophorus (ringed pipefish) is the source of this 2522-nucleotide messenger RNA. RefSeq names its product smoothelin a (gene smtna). Gene Ontology annotation, cellular component: filamentous actin; microtubule organizing center. NCBI's taxonomy places the organism in Eukaryota, Metazoa, Chordata, Actinopteri, Syngnathiformes, Syngnathidae. The record is from RefSeq and is a predicted model, not a curated record. The transcript has 9 exons. Bases 1050 to 1820 code for a protein of 256 amino acids. Gene Ontology annotation, biological process: actin cytoskeleton organization. Gene Ontology annotation, molecular function: protein binding.